UCACGUCUGUCAAUUGUCAUGGCUCAUGCUCAAAUAUCACACUCGCAGCGCAAUUAUGGUUGUUUUGCAUUUUAUGAGGCAUAAUUCGUGAACAGUUUUAGAAAAACCUAACCGUUUUAAGAUAAAGUUAUUAUUAAACAACAAUAUAAGUGAAACAGACGUAGUGUUAGUAAAUAGAAAACGUCCUUAUUCAGUUACAGGAAGGUAAAUUUUGUCGAUAAAUAUUACGUAUCAUGUAACAGUGAGAACUUGUGGUUAUUUUGUGGCUGGCGCGUCUAUUUUUGAUCUGGCGGUCUUCCUUAAAGUUAUCAUGAUAUAAGGACGCAGGAUGAGUUGGCUGCGGAGCACAUCGCUGACGCUGGCAAGGCAGCUGUCGCGGUCCCUCGACCCUCGCCACGAUUACGAGCCUCAAGCUUGCUACAACUCCUUCUGCAAGCAUUGGCAACAGGCGAACGAUAUCAUUGUCAAGUCUCAGCCACAACACCUGCACGACGAUGUCUUGGGCGUUGUCAACCACCUGGAGCAACUGACGACCUUGCUUGUGUUAGAGGCUCGUGCCAGAGAGAUCAACUGCAACUCCAGCUCCGCCGCCUGCCUCGAGUAUCUGUUGAGCGAGAACCUGCUCGACAAGUUGUACGAAUGGGCUUUAUGUACUGGCAAAUAUGAAAAUGCAGUCCAACUUGAGCAGCUCAAACUAUUUGGCCAUCUCGUCAGUCAUUACAGUUCGCAGGUGAUAGCCGCGGAACCAUUUCUACGGCCUCUAUUAAAACUACUCAGUGGAUUCAGGAACCAGCUGCCUCUGUCGAACUUAGAAAGUCAAUUGGUAGCGGUAUUGAAUCAGCUAUGCGUGGUGUUAAUGCAAAAUAUGAAAUUCAUCGAUCUGUUCUUUUUAACGACGCACACCAAAAAUGGUUCUCAGGCAGAAUUCAUAAUCGGUCGUCUGCUACUGUCAUCUGUGCAUCGCGAGGGUUCAGCGGGAUCAGUGGCUCGAGAUGCUUUUCUUCUGUGCGCCAAAAUGUCGGCCAGGUGUCCGCCUUUGGCGCACUGUUUGCUUACGGGGAACGCUUGCCCCAUACUGGCUACAGGGCUAAGCGGUCUAUACUCACUGUUGCCACGCUCGCUGGGCGACACGGUGAAACUCACUCCCGAUGACGUCAACCGCGUCCACAAACUGACACUGUUCAUUGAUUCAUUGGAGUUCUGCAAUGCUGUAGCGCAGGUCGCUCAUCCAUUGAUCAGAAAGCAUCUUCUGGAUCUGCUCUACCAGGGUUUCUUGGUACCAGUGAUGGGGCCAGCUCUGUUACAGAAGAGAGCGGGCACCUUACAGAGUGGGGCGACUGAACAGGCGACAGCCAUGUUAUACCUCGAACUGCUAUUGAGGUGUGUCACUGCCGGAGGAUUGCUGAGAGUGAUACUGCAUUUUUUGUUCAUGUACGAGUACGAUGGAGUCAAAGUCAUGGAUGUUUUGUUGGGAAGGUUGGAAGGGAAUUCACAGCUGUCAUUAGUCACAUUAUCGCUUAUGGAGACUCUCAUAGACAUCAACUGCGAAGACGUGAUGAUAGAGCUCAUAUAUAAAUACCUUUUGAAUGGCAACUAUCUCAUGGCCACCUACAGGAGCAAAUUAUCCGAGCCAGAACCUUACAGAGAUGCGGCAGUGGCAUUCCUAGGACUACGCCCUAAUUGCUGUUCUAGGCCUUUGGAGAAGACCAAGGAAUGGGUGGAUGAGAUGGCCCUAAGUGGGCGACGAGUGCUUGAUUUUAAAAUAAAUUACGAUAAUAGAAGGGUGAAUGGAGUACAUAAUGAUAUUGCGAUGAAUAAUUUAGUCCAUGAAGCUAAUUAUGAUUAUGGGAAUCCAAAUGAAACUUUAUACACGAACUACCAUGCGUACCUUUGCGACGCUCGCUUCGAGAUCGUAUCGCGAACGAUAGCGUGCGCAAACUGGAGCUUUAAAUACGACAGGGUGUCCCCGAAACGCGAAACGAACAACAAUUCCACAAAAGAAAUAAAAGAGAUCGAAACACUUCCGGUAAGGGAACAGGACAGUCUUGUGUCCCUUUCUACGAGUGGUUACGAUACUUUGAAAAACAGUGAUACCUCAGAGAAAGAACCGCAUAGCUUGAACUCUUUGAACGAAGUCGCGGAAAGUCAUAAAGUGGCCGACCAGCAAUGUGAAACGAAUGAUAGUAAAGACCACGAUAGUUUAACUUCGUUUGGAGAAAGCAGCGGUUACGAUAGCUUUAGGUACAGGGUUGAUGAUAAUGAGGACGAAGGUUUCGCUGAGGAAUCGUUCCGGAAGAGCUUCGUGAAGUGCUGUGAUGUUCGGAACGACGACGAAGUGCCUUCGGUCAACUGGCGUGCAAGCGCUGAUUCUAUGAUCAGCCCGCUUCUAACCUGCGUCCUGAAGAAGGUAGCUAACUUCCUGCAGGCGGACCUGGCAACCACGUGUCGUGUUUCGAGUCUGGUCUGCAAGCUAGCGUCUUUCCCCACACCGUUGCUGACUUCACUGCUUCUGUGUCCCGGGGUCGUGUUACAACCGAAUGUGCCUUCGUUAUUUCAGAUACUUACCAGAUUAAAAGAAGAAGUCGACCAGUUGACAGACGGUUUGGCCAACAAUAGCGAGUUGGUCGACAAGGCGAGAGUGUUCCUCAUACAGAGGGAGAUGACGCUGGUGAAAUCGCGGUCGCAGACAAACGACGACAGUCAGACGCAACGUCCAAGCUCACCCGCUCAGAAAGGAGACGAAUCACCGUUUAGGCGGAUGGAGUCUACACGACGGAGUAUUUCCUCGAGUUUCUCCAAUAUAUUUAAUAGAAAAGCUUCACUAUCACCUUCACAACAAAACGCGCAAAGCCUACAAAACUCCGCAUACAACACACCCGCACAAAAACGUCCAAUUUUCACCCAAGAGGUGUACUGGAACCAGUCCAUCACACUGCGAUCCGUGCUCAACGCUGUCAUACUCGAUGAGUGGAUCAAAGAACUAUCAGCGAUCUGUGAAGAACAGGCCCUACGAUUGACGGCCGAUUACUAUGAAAACGACACAUAUAUCCGUACAGUCGCGUUAUGACUGUUAGCCAACGCCUCAGAGGGCAAAAUAAAAAAAAAUAGAAGUGUUGUCUCUGACACUUGCGUUUAGAAAAAAGUUUUAAGAUGCCUUAAAAUACUGUGAUUCGGGAUAACUUGGAAAUUGGGCAUUCAAAGGUAUAAAUUGAAUUCAAUUAUAUUAUUUUUCUAGAAUGCUUUAAACUAAAACACUCAUAAAAAAAUCUUAUUUGGUAUAGGUAAGAGCGUUGUUUUAUUAAAGCAUUCCAGAUUAAAAAAAACAUUUUUAUCAUUAGUUGUCAAUGUUAACUGUAUGUCAAAUUGUUUUAAUUUAUCGCAAUCAGGCUCAAAAGGGUAAGUUCGGAGAGCCAUAUCGCCAGUUAAUUAAAAAAAUUAAUAGCUAAGUUAUCCCGAUUAAUUGUAGUAUUAAUUGUAAAUUAUUAAUUUUAAAAUGAAACUUUUCUUUUUGAAAGAAAAAUUGAAUUUAAAACAAUUUCGUAUUUAUUUUUUCUAGAAUGUCUACUAUUUUUAACGUAAAUAAAGCCUAUAUAUCCAUCCAUAUGGGUUGUUAAGUGUAGAAAUAAGGCAUAAACGCCUGUAGGUUUAUUUAAAUAUCGCAUACUUAAUUCUAAGUACAUAAUUUUAUACAUAAGGUAAAUUAUAAUGCAACUGCAAUUAAUUUUAAUUAUUGAAUGCCAUGAACGUAAUUUUGAACUGUGAUUUUAUAAUGUUCAAAAACAAAAUUGGA
This is a messenger RNA of Pararge aegeria (speckled wood butterfly), 3790 nucleotides long. RefSeq names its product UPF0518 protein GJ17503. Bases 329 to 3067 code for a protein of 912 amino acids. Lineage: Eukaryota; Metazoa; Arthropoda; Insecta; Lepidoptera; Nymphalidae. The transcript has 16 exons. The record is from RefSeq and is a predicted model, not a curated record.